AUGGCGCUUGAGACGUGCAACUUGUUUGGUGGCAGCCUAGUCUGGAACACGGCCGAUUGGACGUCUUCGGAUGAUCGUGUCCGCGGCGGCAAGUCGCACUCUUAUUUCGACAUCUCCGAAACGAAGCCUGUGGCCCGCUUCUACGGCAACCUCGAUAUAAAGACUCUCGGCGGUGCCGGCUUUGCAAGCCAACGCACAACCGGCGAGAAUCGCUCGUGGAACAUCGACGGCUACGAUGGCAUCCAGAUCGAGAUCGCAGAGUCUGACGCCAAGAAGUACACGUUCAAUAUCAAAAACGAACUUCUGCCGCCGGAUCCCGAUACUGGCCGAGAGCAGUCUACCAUCUCGUAUGAGUACGACUUUGUCGCUCCGCCAACCAACAUGACGGGGGCAACCUCCACCGUCUUCGUUCCCUGGGAAGACUUCAAGGCUACAUACAGAGGACGCGAGGACCCCGAUGCCCCUCCUAUCGAUCUCACAGACAUCAAGAGGUUUAGCGUCAUGACGAGAAGCUUCUUUGGCAACCAAGAGGGCAAUUUCUCGUUGUCCAUCAAGUCCAUCUCAGCUGCUCGCAACUGCUCGAAGGACAAGGAAGUAAUUGUUUUGGAAAGCAAGAACGUUCAGCCCGGUGACGUUGAGAAAGGGGUGCUUGCUGGACAGCUCCAGGAGAUGCAGGCCCGUGCCGUCGACUCUCCAGCCACGCGCCGGCUGCCACCCAUGUCAAAGGUCAUGUACGGCGCCCUGGCUGCGCUCCUGGGCAUCUGGGUGCUAUACCCUGGCACCCCUCACUUUGGUUGCCAUUCGAAGGCCGUCGGUCCCUAA
Diplodia corticola is the source of this 822-nucleotide messenger RNA. RefSeq names its product cia30 family protein. Gene Ontology annotation, biological process: NADH dehydrogenase complex assembly. NCBI's taxonomy places the organism in Eukaryota, Fungi, Ascomycota, Dothideomycetes, Botryosphaeriales, Botryosphaeriaceae. The transcript is spliced from 6 exons. The record is from RefSeq and is a predicted model, not a curated record. Bases 1 to 822 code for a protein of 273 amino acids.